Messenger RNA from Prunus mume (Japanese apricot), 720 nucleotides. Lineage: Eukaryota; Viridiplantae; Streptophyta; Magnoliopsida; Rosales; Rosaceae. The record is from RefSeq and is a predicted model, not a curated record.
AUGGUAAACAAGAGACUUAAAGCUGACCUGAAGUUCCCAGUAGUUUAUGCUGGAUACACAUCUCAACACCCAGUUCCAACAGUACGUAACAUAAGAAUCAGUGCUGCAGCCAGGUCUUGUGUUUCGAACAUUGGGAAAGAACCCCUUUUCACUCUUGGAGUUGGGACAAGCAUGCCCACAGUCAGUGGAGGACCUGUGCAGGUCCAAGGAGGUGCACCUACACCUCCAGUCGCCGGAAAAGUCCAUUACCACAGCUGGAAUUGCACAUCUGCUUCAGAAAUGAGAUGCACAGAACCUGUGGCCAACAGAGAGAGGCCACUUGCCAAUACAGACCCCUUUUUGAGUCUAAGAAAGGGCAUUGAUGGAAAUUUGAGGCUUGUGGAUGGAAAACAGAACACUGUCUGGUCAACCAGUGUCACCACCUCAUUGAAUAAUUUGGAAGCAGUGCUUCUAGACACCGGAAACUUCAUUUUGAGAGAUCAUAUAUCUGGAGGAAUCUUUUGGGAAAGCUUUGAUUAUCCCUGUGAUACUUUCUUACCUGAAAUGAUGCUAGGAUUGAACACCAAAACUGGAGAGAGACGCUUCUUGGAUUCGUGGAAAUCUGCAAAUGAUCCAUCAUCCGGAACAUUUGUAAUUGGAGUUACUGCUGAGUUGCCACACAAGUUUUUCUUUGGAAUGGGUCAAAUCCAUACUGGAGAAGUGGCCAAUGAAAUGGAUUGA